AUUUUUUUCGUUUAUAUUAAUGAUAUUAUAUAUACUUUUUUAAUUGUAUAGUUAAACUAUAAAAAUUAAUUACUAUAAUAAGUAGUUAUGGCUAAAGAAAAUCCGUAUGAAUUAAACCUUGAUAAUACAAAUAACAAUGAUGCAAUAGAUAUUAUUGAUAAAUUAAAUGAAUUAGUUUGUUGUCUGAAUAUCGAUGAAGGUUGUCAAAUGUUAUUGAAACCAUCAACAACAGAUUUGCAAAAUGAAAUAAAAUUUGAUCAGAGGGCAGACCAAGUAUUUAAGCAUCAUCGCCGUCACGACCAAAUUAUGAUUGAAAAUAACAUUAUGAAUGAAUUACAACAAAGUAUUAACAUCAUAAAUAAUGACUUGGACAAGAAACUUAACAAAAAGGAGUUAGAUUCAAAGAAUAUUAUUGAGAUAUAUGAUCGUCUAAUGACUCUUAAAAUGUUGAACUUAAAAUAUUCAAUAAAUACUAAGUCUCUAAAAGACUUUAUAAAGUUAAAUAAGAUUAAUUUAGAAGAAGUUACUAAAAUAGAAAAUGGAAUAAAAGUUGUCCAAAGCUUAAAUGAAAAACCAUCCAAGAAAUCAGAUAUUAAAAUACCACAUACAGUAAAAGAUCGUAGACCAUCAAUUUUGUGUAUUUCGAAUAGAUCUCGAAGAAACAAUCAUGAUACUAACUUUAGGGUACAACCUAGAAUAAACAUAGAACGGAUAAGACAGUCAGAAAAUUUAACUAAUGAGAACAUAAUUUUUGACUCACAAGUCAAUGAAGUAAUAAGGAUGAGAUACGAAAAUGAUCACACAGAUAUGGUGGAAAGCUUAAAUAAUCAACCAAAUAUUAAUCAAAAUACAAGGCAUAGAUAUAAUGAAGAAUCAAUGAGUAAUGAUUUAAUGACAAGUAGUAUGGAAGAAGACUUACAACUUAUCGAAUCUCCUGACUUUAACAGCUCAGUGAAUCUUUGUAAAGAUAAUGAAGAUAAUAACAGUGGAGAUAUAUACUUAUUACUCCAACCACAUAAUAGUUGGAUGGAAUCUUAAUAAUAUCGAUUUUAUUAAAUAAUGAAUAAAAACUUAUAUUUUCAUAUUAAGAAAAAAAUAUAAAUUUUAAUAAUUCAAUAA
Messenger RNA from Aphis gossypii (cotton aphid), 1119 nucleotides. RefSeq lists its product as uncharacterized. The transcript has 5 exons. NCBI's taxonomy places the organism in Eukaryota, Metazoa, Arthropoda, Insecta, Hemiptera, Aphididae. The record is from RefSeq and is a predicted model, not a curated record. The coding region runs from base 88 to 1038 and encodes 316 amino acids.